AAUUGCACUACAAACGUCUACAUACGAAAUACAAACGAUUGCAUAUAGGAGUUAUUUAAAAAUACGUUCAGUCGGCGUCAAGUAUGAGCGAAUACAAGACAAACCGUAGUCUGAUACGGGCUUUAGAUAUCGGGUCCAGUGUGAAUCCCGCAUUACGCCCGCCAUUGAAGAAGCGGCGAGGAGCUUUUUCCCCGCGGGUUUCGGAACGCAGCGGACAAACUUGUAAACAUGUUAAAGUACGAAACGUACGAAACAGUUGAAACGCAUCGUGAUUAGUUAUAAUUGUCCGUUCGUGAAUUUCGGGGCAUCCGCGCGGCGAAUAAUUGCAAUCGAUUGUUGUCGACGACGAAAGUAUACGUAAAAUGCCUAAUAAAGAAGACGAUAUAUAAUUUUCCUUUUCUACCGGUACAUUUGCGCGGUAAAUAAUUAUCGUUCGUUUGUUAUUGUCGUGGCUACGUACGCGCAAGAUGUUUAAUAGAAACGAUUUUGAAUAUAUAUAUUUCGGUACAUUUACGCGCAUUUAAUUUCGCCGCAAAAUUGCAAGUUCCACUAAUUACGUGAACCACGUUUGCAUCUCCACGUGCAGUUGCCUUGGCUGGGAGUUCGUAAGGCACGACUCGCAAGAUUUUGAAUGAACGCCAAGGAUUUAAUCACAACUUUACUUCUCGGCUUUACAACUUGCGCGCGACAAAAGAGAGGACUUGAUCUAAUGCCGGAUUGAGUACGCGUCGCGUUCCGUUUCAUCUCACGACGGAUACAAUACGCGUCGCGUUUCAUUUACAAUUUGUACGCGACCAUGGAAGUGGACGAUACGACCCCUCUAGAUAGUAGCACGAUAACUGUGGCAGACUCGGUAUGGAAAUAUAUCAACAAUCCAAUAAUAUCAAUAUUCUCGGAAGAUUUGGAGAAUCCUCCGACAGAGCAGAUGCUCUGUUCCCUUCUGGAGUCCUUACUGAAGAGAUCUACGACCCUAACCACUAUACUAGUUCCGCCGUUUAGUAGCGACACAGCUGACAACACUUUACAGCAACAAUAUGCGGCAUUCACAACCUGGCUAUUCGGAACUAUGUUCUAUUUGGUCUGUAAACAAUCGAGCAAUGUGGUGCUUACAAAUAGCAUUGAGGUGCAAGCUUGUAUGCUGAGAAUAUUGUCGAGGCAUCACACGGUGAUGUUUGAGACUAUUUCUUCCGAGUAUUUGAGCAUACUCGAUGAGAUAUCAGAAUUUUAUGGUAGUACAGCGGAAGAAAUCACUCUCUCGAAGUUUCACACAGAAAAGGAUAUUAUAGAGAAUUUGGACUUGACACCAUUUCCUGUAAAAAUUCAAUCGUCAGACGUGCCAUCGAUUCAAACGUCUCUAUUAAAGAUAAUUACAAAAACUGGAGCUUCAGUUUGGGAUGAAGUAAAAUUAUGGGAUAAAAUUGUGACUAUUCUGGUCAACUCCCCUCCAAAUGUAAAGAUUGAAGCGUUACAGUUGUUCAUCGAAAUAAUGGAGAACAGUGUUGUUCGUGAUAAUAAAUGUACGAGCAUAAUUAUGUAUGGUCUAGAAAUAGUCAAAAGUCUUCCAACUUGGAUCGAUGCGGGUCAACUACCUGUACACAUGUUAUCUCAAUUUGCAAACACAUUAAAACAAUUAAUAAAAUUAUCACACGUUUCUGUUAAUAUAGCAGAUUUAUGUUUCCAAGUCAUUGACUUUAUAGCUUCUGAAUUUGUCACGUACAAUGUAAGAAUCGAGGAAAUGAAAGAAUUGGAAGAAGCAGCAUGUUACAAGAUUAAACAAUAUUUCAUUGCAGAACCACGGGCCUGUACUUCUUCAGAAGCAAAAAAGCUCUUGACUUACUUUGUACAUUGUCCAACUGUUAUCGAGAUUUUUGUCCAAUUUGUUUUUAUCGAUAUUCGACGAGCUGCUACACCAAAUGAAAGUAUUCUUGUAACAAAGAUCAGCGAGCCAUGGAAAUUAUUAACAAAAGAAUUAAAGAACCUCAUAGAAGUCGAAAAAUUCACAGAAGUAUUGCAUCUUGUUAAAGCCUCGGCUUUACUACAAUUGUGGCUGGAAAAACAACAAAUUCAAGUAAAACUAUAUGAGAACGACUUGAAUGUCAUUUUAAGGAUUCUCAUACAAAACUUGAAUUCUGAUAAAUGUCUAGAUGGGCGAACUAUCUUCCAAAUUUUAAUAAAUUUAAUGGCUCAUAACGAAUCGAACAAAGUUUUACUGCAAUCAAUAUUAGCAUUGCCGUUUACGCAAGAUUUUAAAGGCUCUAUGGACAUCAGCCAAAAAAUGGUGCAAAGAGCAAAAUCUCUGAAUGUUGAAGCAAUGUCGGAGUGUCUUGAAACGUUAUGCAUACAUGGCAAAGGAAAAGAAAGAUUAAAAUUGUUACGCACAUGUAUAUUAAAUGCUGAAAUGCAAAUAGCUAUUACAGCAGUAUCGCACAGUGUACUAUUGUUGAAUGAUACAAACAUUAAAUUGGAAGAUGUUUGCCAAUAUGUUUUAAACACUGCCUUGUCUUCAACAAAAGUAGAGAUACAUGAGGCGCUUGCAAACGUCUUAGGCCAAGUAGCCUGUGUCUCGUCAGGAAAGGGAAAGAUUGUUUUAUUAAGUGAAACAUCAGAUAAUAGAAAAUGGAAAAUACAUUGCGAAUGCUGUACAGAGAACAUAAAAAGUGUCAAAUCCAACUUGCAUUGUCUGCCAAGGGCUUACGAUAACAUUUUCAAUACAUAUUUCCAACUAUUCUCUUCAGCUAACGAUUCUAUACGUUUGCAUAUUUCCAAAAGUAUUCUUCCUUUUUCAAAUCAUAUAAAAUCAUUUAGCUCGAAUGAAGUAACAAAAAAAUGGCUUUCGUACAUACACGAUGAGAAUAUUGAGAUUCGGUCGAAUGUUGCGUCGAUAAUUGGGCAAUUAUUAAGUAAUAAGAUUGCGUUAGAAAGUAACGAUAAUUGUUUGCCGGAUACUGUACCCGAUGAUUUGGAUGAAUAUGUUGAUUUAGUAAUUGACGUUAUAGCCAAUACACUUAUGACUGCAUUGAAUACCUCCAAUCAUUCCGUACAUAAUACAUUACUUCACACUGCAAAAAAUUUCGUAUGUGUUCCAUUACAUUUAACAGAAAGAAGGAUGCUGGAUGUAUUUUUAAUCACAAUAACACAUCCAAAUUCGUCACACAUAGCUGUGGCGUCCGCCACAGCUACAUAUCGGGAUGUCGCUGACUUUCUGAAUGUUUCUCCGAAGGCUCUAUAUGUUCGACAUCGAAAGGAUAUCUUGAAACUUCUAAUGAAACGUGCUGUUAGCAAUUAUAUAAAUUUCUCGUAUAAUAUGGCAACUACGGUACAUCGCGUUGCCAAAUGUAUUGGCUAUGAAGGAUCACGUCAAUUGCUGUACAAGGAUGGUCAUUUUGCAGUCUGCUUUCUACUCGGCAUUAUCGUUGAAGUGCCAAACGCAAUUGCACUUUUAAAUGAUGUAGCCGAAUUGAUACGCAUGGACGUAAAACAAAUGCUUCAAGAAUAUUUUCCAUACAUUUGUAGUUAUGCGUUCCUACAAACGUCUCUCCGAAUAACUACAGAGUGUUUGAAACUUGUUACAAAACUCACGGAAAUUAGUCUUCCAGUUCUUACAAAGCAGUCCUUUAUGGGAAUUUUUGAAGAACUUAUGUUAAAUUUUUAUCAAUCGCCUGAAAAAAUAGUACGCUUGUUAGAAAUAAUCUCGGAAUAUGAUACCAAUCAGAAAGGAAACUUUGAUACCCAAGAGCAAAUUGUGUCUUAUCUGAAUCUACGAUUACAUGGUAUAUUGGUAAAUUUUGAUAUAAAACUCGGUCCCAAAUCAGAUGAAUAUACACAACAAUCUGCACUCGCUUCACUGACUGUUUUAAUUCGUUACAUGGGUGCUACUUACUUAACUCCGCUCAGAUAUAAAAUCUUAGCCACACUACGAACCUCGCUUGGAUUUAAAAGACCAGGUUUCCCACGCUUGGUUUGUGAUGCGUGGGAUGCGUUUAUUCACAAUAUAGCUAUUGAAGACUUAGGAUCGCUGUUUCCCACGAUAUGCGUAUCGUUAAUACCACUGCAAAAUAUAUUUCCGGAAAAAGUUAACAAUAUGUUAGAGUUUCUGAUUGUUCAGAAUAGUGGAGGAUAUAACAAUCACAUUUCAGAAUUAUUUUUUAUUGAUGACAUGAAAGUUCCCACUCAUAUAUCCGAUAUAGUCAAGGCACAUAUUUUACAGGCAAGACCUGAGGGAUUUAAUGCUAACUUAAAAUUAUGGUUGAAACGGAUUACCCACGAAACUGAUGAAGUGCGAAUUAGAGCUCUGAAACAUUUGCAGUCGUUUUUGGAGAAGCAUCGUAGUGAGCUUAACAAGAUGAUAUUAAGCGAAACUGAUGUCCACCCGUUAAUUGUUGAACUAUUAGAUACUCUGUUGAUUGGAUGUCAAGAUAAAGACGAAUCUAUCCGUUUAUGUUAUGGAGAAUGUCUUGGAGAAUUGGGAGCUAUUGAACCGAGUCUUCUUCCGCGAAGAAUUAUUUCUAAAGAGGAUAGCACAUUUAUAUCGGAUAUGAAUGAAGAGUUUGCAUGUGCACUACUUUCCGAACAUGUGCGAGCUUUUCAAAUGCAAAAAAAUAGCCAAAGCAUGGAUUGCUUUUCGCUUGCUAUACAGGAGAUAUUAAAAGCGUAUGAUAUUUCCCCGCAAGGUCGAAAUAAUAAAUUAUGGAAUAGUUUACCGUCCACAACACAACAGAUUAUUACUCCCUUCCUGACAUCGCAUUACAAAGUAGUGACUGUUAGCGAUAAUGAUGAAUUUUCGCAUCCUAUUUACGGUUCUGAAGCAGGUUCUUCAGUUGAAAACUGGGCUUAUAACUGGCUUUGCAGUAUGUCUAGUACUAUACGUGAUGCAACGCUCAGUAAUGUAUUACAGGCAUGCAAAUUGGCGUUCAAACGGGAUAUAAAAACAUUAAUAUUUUGUCUUCCGUACAUUGUGUCAUACAUAAUUGCCAAUAAUGGAGAAGAGGAACAUGUCAAGAUUAGAGAAGAGAUGUUAGCCGUGAUCAAUGUUAAACAGAAAUCUGUGUUAGAUCCUGAACUUCUGCGUCAUCGACCACUUAGAUAUGGACAAAGCGUAAAGACUGAUGACAGGAGAAUUUCGGAAGAAACUAGGCUUACACGCUGUUCGCGAGUGAUCUUUUGCAUAUUGGAUCAUUUGCAAAGAUGGCUCAGAGAACGAAGAUUAUGUCGAGAUUAUAGAUACAAGGCGAUAGAAAAAUUCUGCGUUAGAUUAGACAGUCUGGUAGUGGCAGAAGGUUGUUACCAAUCACGAGAAUAUCACCGUGCAUUGAUGUAUUUAGAGCAGCACAUGGCGUCUAGUAAUAAAGGUUUAUCGGAGCUAACAGAAGGUGGUUUACUCGCUAAAAUUUAUGCGCAACUCGAUGAACCUGACGGAGUAUCUGGUAUUCUGGCGACUCAAAAUCAGUCUCCUACCUUGCAACAAUUGGUUUUAGCUCAUGAAGUCAACGGGCAGCUUCAGGACGCAGCUACGUGCUACGAGAAACUCAUGCAGACAAAAGACUCGAAGCAUACAUAUCUGCAAGGUAUAAUUGAAUGUUACCUUGGUCUAGAUCAGCCUUUCACUGCCAAACACAUUACCGAAGGUCUGCUUAGUAACAGGCCAGAAUUAGAACCUCUCAUAACCGAACGUGAGCUUUUUUGGAAACUUGCUCACUUUUCCCGAUUUGAGGAGUCCUCGCAAAAAAAUAUAAAACACGUAUUGCUAGAUGAUCUUGUACAGGGCAGAAAACCAGAUUUGCUCUCGUUAAAGAAGAACUUGGUAUCGUUAUUAGAAGACGCUUCUCGACCGGGAGCUUAUCAACAGAGUUAUUCAUACAUUAUGAAAUUACAUAUAUUGAAUGAAUUUGAUAAAGCAACUUCAAUGAUGUUGGAUAAUACAGAAGGCCUCCCAGCAAUGCUGGAAGAAUGGGAAAAACGUGGGCAAUUAUUGAGAACAUCUCGCGGUGUAGAAUUCGUCCUGAGUAUGCGCAGAGCCACUUUGGAUUUAGCUGUACAAUUACAGCAAAAAAUUCAAAGUACAGAAAAUUUAAGCAAGAAAAUGCUUAAGCAAGAAAUUGGUAAAAUCUGGUUGAAGAGCGCAAAAAUUGCUAGAAAGACUGGCUUGCAUCAACAAGCGUAUAUGCAUAUUUUAUCGGCCAGUGAUUGCUGCCCGCCACAGCCAUUGUACAUAGAACAAGCCCAAUUGUAUUGGCAAAAGGCUUGUCAGGAAGAUGCUUUUACUACUUUAAAUCGUAGUUUUUCAAAUUGUUUUCAACCAGCACAAUAUUACAAACAAUUACCUUCCGGAAACUGCACCGAAGAAAGAAAAUACUAUGCAAAGGCAAAGCUUCUUUUUGCAAAAUACAACGAUGAAACUCUUAACGUCGAUACAGAUGGUUGUAUCCUUAACUAUAAAGAAGCGAUCGAGGUAUGGAGAGGCUGGGAAAAAAGUUGGGUAUUGUCUGCUCAGUAUUAUGAUACUAUUGUUGAGAGAAUGUCUGAAGACGACAAAGAUAGAAAUAAACGGGAUCUGCAAAUACACAUGAUGAAUUUUUAUGGCAAAUCGCUUCAAUAUGGCUGCAAGUACAUUCAUCAUUCGAUGCCUAAGAUGUUGACCAUCUGGUUGGAUAACGCUUCUCGUGCUGCAAUCACUUCCAAUUUACCAGAAGAUAUUAUUCGACUUCGGCGAGAUCGUCUGUUUAAAAUGACUCAGAUCAUGGAAGUUUACCAUAAUAGAUUACCAACGUUUAUGUGGCUGACGGCAUUCAGCCAACUUGUUUCAAGGAUUUGUCAUCCGUCUCCGCAAGUGCGAAGUACUCUUUGCACGAUUUUAGUGAAAUUAAUUUUAGCAUAUCCGCAAAAUUGCUUAUGGAUGAUGGCAUCAGUUUUUAAUUCUUCGUAUCCGGCGCGACUGAGCCGAUGUCAAGAAAUCUUAAAUCAUGCACAGUUAAAAACACCAGGCAUGUGUAAACUUGUUAAAGAUUUCCAGAGACUUUGGGAAAAACUCAUUGAAUUAUCUAACAAAUCGAUUCCAGAUGGAACACUAAAUACCACUGUGAGUAAUUUGUCAAAAACCUUGCCAAGGUUGCUUGCAAAGGAGUUCAGUACAAUCAUGAUGCCAACAACGAAAUUCCGACAACUACAUCUUCCGUCCAAGAACGCUUCAAUGGAGAAUCAUUGUCCAUUUAUAUUGAGAUGGGUACAUAUAGCGAAAAUAGAAGAGAACGUUGUAGUAAUGCCGUCGCUUCAACGACCGCGACGAAUCGCGCUGAGGGGAUCAGAUGGCAAAGAAUACCUCUUCAUGUGUAAGCCGAAAGACGAUUUACGCAAAGAUUUCAGAUUAAUGGAAUUUAAUGAUAUCGUGAAUAAAUAUCUUCAAAAUGAUCCGGAAUCACGACAAAGGAGGCUUUAUAUACGCACAUAUAGCGUGGCGCCAUUAAACGAAGAGUGCGGUUUAAUAGAAUGGGUACCAAAUUUGGUUGGUCUUCGGCCUACUAUUACGAAUCUAUAUAAAGAGAAAGGCAUUGCACCUGAAAAUAGGGAACUUAAACCGAUGAUAUGUGCACUGGGAGAUUCGUUAGAAAAGAAGAGGCAAAUGUUUCUAGAGAAACUAUUACCACGACAUCCUCCUGUAUUCGGAGAUUGGUUUCGCAUUAUGUUUCCCGAUUCAUAUGGGUGGUAUGAAGCUCGCACAGCAUAUAUUAGAACUACUGCCGUCAUGUCCAUGGUGGGAUACAUACUUGGGCUUGGUGAUCGCCAUGGGGAAAAUAUAUUGUUCGAUUCUAAAUGCGGAGAUUGCGUACAUGUUGAUUUCAACUGCUUGUUCAACAGGGGCGAACUUCUAGAGUGGGCUGAACGAGUACCAUUUCGCUUGACACAUAACAUGAUAGAUGCUAUGGGUCCUUUAAAAAUUGAAGGACCAUUCAGACGCGCCUGCCAAAUUACUAUGAGAGUACUUCGGCAAGAAUCGAGUACAUUGUUGAGCGUACUCACACCUUUUGUCUACGAUCCACUCGUUAGUUGGAAUAAAAAUCAACCUGGUAACGCAGCUGAAAAAACAAAUGAAAAGGCGGUAGAAAGCAUAAAAAAUAUUGAGCAACGAUUGAAAGGUUUAGUACGAUAUCCUGGAAGAAAGGCAGAAAAUAUCGCGUUACAUCUUAGUGUCGAAGGACAAAUUAAUCAUUUAAUUUUGGAAGCGACAAACAUAGAUAAUCUAUGCCAAAUGUACUUUGGUUGGGGUGCAUUUUUGUAACGAUACUUAUUUGUAACAAGUAUUGCUGAAACAGGAUAAAUACAGGACACAAUCUUACAUGUAUAUGUAUACAUAUACACUGAGAAAAAUUGUUGAUUUACUAAAUAUGUUCAGUUAGCAGAAAUUCUUUAGUUGAAAGAUAUAUGUAUAUAUAUAUAUAUAUUUAUUAAAAAUAUAUUUUUUAAUUAAGAGGUA
Molecule: messenger RNA, 8467 nt
Organism: Vollenhovia emeryi
Lineage: Eukaryota; Metazoa; Arthropoda; Insecta; Hymenoptera; Formicidae
Product: serine/threonine-protein kinase ATR
Exons: 41
Coding region: 797-8272 (2491 amino acids)
Biological process (GO): DNA damage checkpoint signaling; telomere maintenance; protein phosphorylation
Cellular component (GO): nucleus
Molecular function (GO): protein binding; protein serine/threonine kinase activity
Source: RefSeq, a predicted model, not a curated record